UAAAUUCUUUAUAAUCCCUUUUCUGUCUCUCUGCUUUCAACGGCAAGGUUCUGCGCAGCUCUGGAUUUCUCUCUCUAAAUUCGGAAAAAAUCUCAGCUUCCGUUAACCGAAGAUUGGAUGACCUUGUGUUUUCAAUUCAUAAGAUUUGGGAUUAAUGGAGGAGGUGAAAUUAGCUGAGUUUUGCCGCCAGAACAAAGACUUUGCAACUGCUGGUUCAAGUUCUUCUGUUUCAGAGAAUAGUAAUAGCAUUGGGCCUUGCAUUAGUAGUCCUGCCUGCCCUUCUCCAGCUCAUAGAAGAACUACAGGCCCUAUUAGAAGAGCAAAAGGAGGUUGGACUCCGCAGGAGGAUGAUACAUUAAAAAAAGCUGUUGCCACUUUCAGAGGGAAGUGUUGGAAGAAAAUAGCUGAGUUCUUUCCAGAUAGAUCAGAGGUACAGUGCUUGCAUCGAUGGCAAAAAGUUCUGAAUCCAGAACUUGUUAAAGGUCCCUGGACUGAAGAGGAGGAUGAUAAAAUCAAACAGCUAGUAGCUAGGUAUGGACCUACAAAAUGGUCUGUCAUUGCAAAGUCCUUACCGGGUCGAAUAGGGAAACAAUGCCGUGAGAGGUGGCACAAUCAUUUAAAUCCACAUAUUAAGAAGGAUGCUUGGACUUUGAAUGAAGAGCUCAUUCUGCUUAAUGCACACCAGAUUCACGGGAAUAAAUGGGCUGAAUUAGCUAAGCUGCUUCCUGGAAGGACCGAUAAUGCCAUAAAAAAUCACUGGAACAGUUCUUUGAAGAAGAAGAAAGAUUUCUAUCUUGCUACUGGGAGCCUCCCUCCAGUUAGCAAAACUGUUUUCCAAAAUGGUGGUACGGACAUCGACAGGAAAACUUCAAAUGAAGAUAUAUUUUUUGGUUCAAGUAAGGGAUCGAAUUCAGCAGUUGUUGCUUCAUCAGAAACUACUGAUUCAUGUAAAAAUGGUGCUGCAGACCUCCAUAGGGGAGCUGCAAAUGGAGAUCUAUCUGUUGGCUCAAAAGAAGCUGUUGUAGCUUCAUUUGAAAUUACUGAUUCAUGUGAAGGUAAAGAUGGGAAGUUUAAGCCUGAGGCAGCCACCAAGGAUAAGGAUGUCAAUCAGCAGAGCAACUCUGCCAAUGCUGCGUGCACCAAGUGUGACGAAGUGCAGCCAGAAGCAGAGAUUAUUCGUUCCAGGGUAGAGUUUGAGAAUGAGGAGCAUGUAAGAUACAGUGAAAUUGAUCAGUAUCGUGUGGUUGGAGCCUCAUUGCAAUAUGAUACUCCAACACAUGGCAUGUUAUACUAUCAACCACCAAUAGUUGACGAUUAUAGUCUGCUAGAUAUGGGGCUUUCAAAUGUAUCCUUGAUGCACCCAGAAUCUGGUAUCACUCAUGCAAGUGAAGCAUCAACGUUCUUUACUCCACCAAGUGUGAAGAGCAGAAUGUUGCUUUCACAAACUCCCGAGUCUAUAUUGAGACUGGCUGCAAGAAGCUUCCCAAAUAUUCCAUCCAUACUGAGAAAGAGGAAGUUGGAAAUGCAGCCCAAGGAACCAGUUUUAUCCAAUGAUAAGCAUUGCAAAAAUAGUUGCGAAAACUCAGGAUUGCAAGACAAUAGUGCUGAUCCUUCUUUGGAAGAGGAUUUUGGAUCAAGCAAGUCAUUUAAAUCAUCUCCUCCUUAUAGGUUAAGUCUUGAGAGGACUUCAGCUCUCAAAUCUGUGGAGAAGCAGCUUGAUUUCGAUGUUAAUAUAGAGCAACAGUACCCGGAUGACAAGAAAAGGUUUGGAGAGACAGUGGUCAAAGAAAACCCUCCUGUAACAAAAUUUGUCUACAGACGUCAAAGACGGGGAUGACUUGUAUCUAUGUAGUAGGUUUCUGCUAGAUUUCCCUGCAGAUGGAAAUGGAAGAUAAAUGAAGAAGCAAAAUCCAUCCAUCUUACCAGGUGCGGCCAGUAUAUCUCCCAAUUCUUUAUUGCUCUUGAAAAUUAUCACUCACUAAUUGAAUUGUACAUAGAACUAUUUCCUGAGUGGUAAAUAACGUAUCUGAAAGUCCCUUUAGAGAAUAAAUAAGGCUUAUUGUUGUAGCUUUUAGCUGUUAUAUCUUACAUGUUCAUGUUUUGGUUUCCCACUGCAGCAUAUUCAUCAUGUAUCCGCUACACUAGUAUUUGUUUUAUGGCA
Molecule: messenger RNA, 2161 nt
Organism: Andrographis paniculata
Lineage: Eukaryota; Viridiplantae; Streptophyta; Magnoliopsida; Lamiales; Acanthaceae
Product: transcription factor MYB3R-3-like
Exons: 9
Coding region: 155-1837 (560 amino acids)
Biological process (GO): regulation of DNA-templated transcription
Cellular component (GO): nucleus
Molecular function (GO): RNA polymerase II cis-regulatory region sequence-specific DNA binding; DNA-binding transcription factor activity, RNA polymerase II-specific
Source: RefSeq, a predicted model, not a curated record